Messenger RNA from Fonsecaea nubica, 1194 nucleotides. RefSeq lists its product as hypothetical. The coding region runs from base 1 to 1194 and encodes 397 amino acids. The record is from RefSeq and is a predicted model, not a curated record. NCBI's taxonomy places the organism in Eukaryota, Fungi, Ascomycota, Eurotiomycetes, Chaetothyriales, Herpotrichiellaceae. The transcript has a single exon.
AUGGCCCGACGUACCCAAGCUCGGACUUGGUCGAAAGGAUCUGCUACUUCUAUGAGCUCCACCUCGACCCGCAGCGACCUGUCCAGCCAUUCCAGCCUCUCCAGCUACACUCAAUAUACCACUCAAACCUCUUGUAGCGACAGCAAGCCCAUCGUCAAGCAUCACCACAACUAUGAGGAGCGUGAGAUUGUUGACGGGCAUAUGAGCCCUUCUCACGAAUAUGAACAAGACCCUCGAGCAUCAACCGAGACAUAUACAUCCACAAUCGCGUCUGACGAUGAUGACAAUGAUUCAUCGAGACCUCCCAGCUUAUGUCCCUUGAUGAGACAUAUAUGCUACAAGCCUGAUGCGAUCCCAACCACGCCUGUUGAAUUCGGAGAGCUGUUUCCUUCCACGAGAAGAAUCCUCAUUCAACACGACGACACCACCCCCGAUGGAAAUCUGAAUCUCCGCAUUGAUACAGAGUUGGCCAUCUCCAGAGGACACAAGUUGAAGUUGACUCUGUUCCAUCUUCGCAUGUACGAUCUUGCCGAACGCCAGUUCUCACUUCGUCGAUAUCAGCGGCAGUCGGGUCGAGAAGUCUGCAACUCGAAGCGGAAGUAUCUGAAGCCGGUCGCCCAGAAGUCAUCAUCUCCGUCAUCCUCAACUCGGCGGCGCUCAUUUACCUCGACCCUCGCCAAGAUCAACCUCAGAACACUGAAGAGCAAGCCUCGGCCGAAGCCGGUUCAAGAGAUCCGAGACGAGGAGUCGGACGACGAUUUCAGUUCCUUUGCCGCACAAGUCGACGUCAAGGCCACUAUUCCCACAGACACUAUCAGACUCGAGUUUUCGAAUUACGCUCAGGUCGACCUAGAGCGGAGUAAGACAGGAGAUGGCAAGUAUGAGUUUGAGUAUUGGGGUGAGCGGUAUUCUUGGAGGCGGAAUAUCUAUCGGGAUGAGUCCGAAUUGGUCUUCUCUUUUGAGCUGAUCAAGUCAUCUUCAGGGGUUUGCAUUGCUCAUAUCACUCCGGACAAGCUGUCACAAAGACAAAGCCGGCAAGAAGCGGUGCUGGGUGGUUGGAUUCCACCGUGCAGUUUGCGGCUGACGGAGAAGGACAUCUCGAAUGACUUGGGAGACGUGAUUAUGGCAACCGGACUCAUGUCUCUGGUGGAUGACUGCAUCAGGAGACACUGGGAUGAGCCACACCGCUCUUGA